Molecule: messenger RNA, 2439 nt
Organism: Haliaeetus leucocephalus (bald eagle)
Lineage: Eukaryota; Metazoa; Chordata; Aves; Accipitriformes; Accipitridae
Gene: PPP1R9B
Product: protein phosphatase 1, regulatory subunit 9B
Exons: 11
Coding region: 1-2439 (812 amino acids)
Biological process (GO): neuron projection development; calcium-mediated signaling; actin filament organization
Cellular component (GO): dendrite; actin cytoskeleton; cytoplasm
Molecular function (GO): actin filament binding
Source: RefSeq, a predicted model, not a curated record
AUGCCCGGCGAGGAACAGGUCCCGCUCCAGCUCGUGGACGAAGAUGGCUCCGGUCUCGGAGGAGACACGGUGGUCAGGGAGGACAUGGUGGUCAGGGAGGCGACGGGCGGCGGGGGUCUCCGGAGCGCGUCCCCCCACCGUAACGCCUACGAGGCCACCAUCCAGGCCCUGGCACCUACAAAGGAGGCCGAUGGCGAAGACGGCAAGAAAAGCCGGGGUAAGAAGUAUGGAUCCAACGUUCACCGUAUCAAGAACAUGUUCCUGCAGAUGGGGACGGCGCCCGGCCCCGAAGGCGCCUGCGACCUGGCCAAGGCCAAGGAGAAGCCCGUCCGCCUCUCCUUGCCCCGGGCCGGCAGCCUCAGCGAGAGCAUGGACCAGGGCAACCUCCUCAAGCUGGGCACCAGCGUUUCGGAGAGGGUCAGCCGCUUCGACUCCAAACCCGACAAACCCUUCUCCAAGCUGCAGGAGACCCGUAAGAUCUUCGAGAGGAGCCCGCAGGAGAAGGCCACCACCACCAAGCUCUUGCUACGUAAGGAACGAGCCGGUUUCCAGGACCGUAAGCUGGACGUGGUGGUGAGGUUCAACGGCAGCACCGAGUCCUUGGACAAGCUGGACACCGAAGCCGUCUCGCCCACCGUCAGCCAACUCAGCGCCGUCUUCGAGAAGGCUGACCUCCGUAACAACCUCCACAAGGCGCCGGGACGAGCGGGAGGACCGCUCAACGCCAAGGUGGUGGGCAAGCGACCUCGGGUCUUCUUGCCGGGCCCCGAGGCCGGACGGUCGGGUGAUGGCCACGCCGCCCCGGCACGGGCCAGGCCGCCGGAGGAGGAGAAGGCAGCGGGGAAGAGCGGCCGGCCGGUGGAGAAGGAGACGGCCACCCCACGGGUGCAGGAGGUCUGCAAGAUCAAGCCGGUGGAGGUGGAGGAGAGCGGCGAGGCUGAGGAGGAGGAGGAGGAAGCGACGGCAGCGGGCGAACCGGUGCCCGCGCCCCAGCCGGCCAAGGGGGCUGAGGGUCCGGCGCCCACCGCCCCCCGGCUGGAAGGGGGCUCGGGGGCGGCCACGGGCGAGGAGGGCGUCAAGGGCGAGCGGGCAGAGGAGGGCGAUGCCUACGAGGAGGCCAAGAAGGAGGACUUCUCCGAGGCGGACCUGGUGGACAUAAGUGCCUACAGCGGGCUCGGGGAGGACUCGGGGGGCAGCGGGCUGGAGGAGGAGGAGGAGGCCGAAGGGCUGUACGAGCCCGAGUCGGGUUGCGUGGAGAUCCCCGGGUUGUCCGAGGAAGAGGAGCCUGUCCCCAACCGCAAGAUCCAGUUCAGCACGGCUCCCAUCCAGGUCUUCAGCACUUACUCCAACGAAGACUAUGACCGCCGCAAUGAAGAUGUCGACCCCAUGGCCGCGUCGGCCGAGUACGAGCUGGAGAAAAGGGUGGAGCGGCUCGACCUCUUCCCUGUGGAGCUGGAGAAAGACUCUGAAGGGCUGGGCAUCAGCAUCAUCGGCAUGGGCGCAGGGGCCGACAUGGGCCUGGAGAAGCUGGGUAUCUUUGUCAAGACAGUGACGGAGGGUGGAGCGGCCCACCGGGACGGCAGGAUCCAGGUGAACGAUCUCAUCGUGGAGGUGGAUGGCACCAGCCUGGUGGGGGUGACGCAGAGCUUCGCUGCCUCCGUCCUCAGGAACACCAAGGGCCGCGUCCGGUUCCUCAUCGGGCGGGAGAAGCCGGGGGAGCAGAGCGAGGUGGCACAGUUGAUCCAGCAGACGCUGGAGCAGGAGCGGUGGCAGCGGGAAAUGAUCGAGCAGCGCUACACCCAGUACACCGAGGAUGAUGAGGAGACGGGUGAGUAUGCCACGGAUGAGGAGGAGGAGAUGAGCCCCAUGUUCCCCAGCGGUGAGAUGGCCAUCGAGGUGUUUGAGCUAGCCGAGAACGAGGACACUCUCUCACCCGUGGAGAUGGACCCCGAAAAGCUGGUGCACAAGUUCAAGGAGCUCCAGAUCAAGCACGCCGUCACCGAGGCCGAGAUCCAGCAGCUGAAGAGGAAGCUGCAGUGCCUGGAGCAGGAGAAGGCGCGCUGGCGGGCCGAGAAGGCCCAGCUGGAGCAGAGUGUGGAGGAGAACAAGGAGCGGAUGGAGAAGCUGGAGGGGUACUGGAUGGAGGCGCAGAACCUCUGCCAGGCCGUGGAUGAGCAUCUCAAGGAGACUCAGGCCCAGUACCAGACCCUGGAGCGCAAGUACAGCAAGGCCAAGAGGCUCAUCAAGGAGUACCAGCAAAAGGAGAUCGAGUUCCUGAAGAAGGAGACGGCGCAGCGGCGGGUGCUGGAGGAGUCGGAGCUGGCGCACAAGGAGGAGAUGGAGAAGCUGCAGGAGAAGGAUGGAUCGCAGCAGAUCUGCUCGGGCGCCAGCUCGCGCCAGCCGCUGGAUCCCACGUUGGGUGGUAGCGGAGCCGCGUAG